This is a messenger RNA of Stegostoma tigrinum, 4030 nucleotides long. RefSeq names its product beta-1,4 N-acetylgalactosaminyltransferase 2-like. Bases 508 to 2019 code for a protein of 503 amino acids. The transcript is spliced from 12 exons. Gene Ontology annotation, biological process: UDP-N-acetylglucosamine metabolic process; UDP-N-acetylgalactosamine metabolic process. Gene Ontology annotation, molecular function: hexosyltransferase activity. Gene Ontology annotation, cellular component: Golgi membrane. Lineage: Eukaryota; Metazoa; Chordata; Chondrichthyes; Orectolobiformes; Stegostomatidae. The record is from RefSeq and is a predicted model, not a curated record.
GUUCGUCCUCACAACAGCAGGAUUUGUCUUUCUAUUGCUACAGAAAACGAAAGACCUCCCGUUUGACACUUAGUGCACCCGAGGGCACCGAGGGAACAGUCCGUGAAGCUGGGCUAUCCGUUUGCACUACUUGUAGCCAUUCCCGAUCUUCUUCCUUCCAAAUAUCGCCAAGGAACUGUGUCUUCAAUUGUUCACCGAGCUGUUAUCACGUGUGGCUAUUGAGUGACGCCUGGCAAUGUACAUUCUUGGCGGAAUCAAAAGCCGGCAAAUAAAUGAUGAAAGGGUGCGAAAGUCAAAUAAAUGUUGACAAUAAAAAUUAGCAGUCGAUGCUGGGAUCAAAGAUAAACAAAUUGGGCUGAAGAAGGAUAAUACAGGAAAUGUUGAAGUCUCCUUUCCCUCAGAUACUGCCAAGCUCGGAGCACUGGGCUGGAUCUUCCCUGGGAGUUUCUGAACCACAUGAGGAGGGUAAGAACACAGCAGCAGGUACUGACAGAAGGUUAAUAAGGCAUGCACCAAUUCUUCAGAAUUUCUUCCCUAAUCAUAUCCGUGUCGGUGCUGAUACUUUGGCUCGGAAUGCUCAUUUAUACGAAAUUUACCACGCCGAGCAGUUUACUUCCUGUUGUGAAAAUUAAGAAGCACAGUGGUAACUGGCACUUGAAUCUCACACCACCGGAAAAGCUAAGCUUUCUGUCUCCAUACAGAGAAAUCUGGAUUAAUGAAAAAAAUAAUUGCAGCUGUAACAUUGGGGCACCAUUACCUUUAACAAAGUCUUACGAUCAGAAAGACAUGCUAGCAAUCGAAAAGAGAAGAAAAAUACAGUUUGAACAACACAGAAAGAGGAAUGAAUCACCGUUGAAGAACAUAAUCAUAGCUCAACCCAAUUCCCCAUUAAGCUAUCCCACCCAUGGAGUUGAAGUAAUGCCACUACAGUCAAUUGUUAUUCCAGGUUUAAGUGUGUUUGCAAUCAAAAGAGAGGAGUAUACGGUGAAACUAACAGUUACACAAGGAGUAUUUAACACAAUUGCUGAGGUCCCACAGGGUGUGCUGAAAGGUUUAGGUGACAAAGAAUUAACAAUAACAAGCCCACACUUGGAACUCAUCAAUGCCGUACUUAAAUAUAUUACUUACACAAGCAAAAAAUAUCACAUCAAUACAGUAGAUAUAGUGUCUUUUCAGUUUGAAGAGCAUGUUGCUGAAUUUCCGAUUAUUAUCAGGCAGCCCCCAAUGCCACGGUUGUUUGAUCCUGGGCCAGACAAUGACAUCAAUUCCUUGGUAACCAUUACAACAAAGACAUUUUUAAGAUAUCACAAGCUUCGAGUCUUGAUAGACAGCAUUCGGAGAUUUUACCCGAACAUGACGAUAAUCAUUGCGGACGACAGCGAAGUUCCUGAAAAAAUUGAAGGACCCCAUAUCGAACAAUACUUCAUGCCAUUCGCAAAAGGAUGGUUUGCUGGAAGAAACUUGGCGGCUUCUCAGGUCACAACUAAAUACCUUCUUUGGGUGGAUGAAGAUUUUUUAUUUACAAAAGCUACAAAAGUGGAAAAACUGGUGGAAGUUUUGGAAAACACAGACUUGGAUGUGGUUGGAGCCUCAGUGAACGGCAAUCGAUUCCAGUUUAAGUUGUGGUAUGAGAAAGGAAAUGACGAUGAUGGAGACUGCUUGUUUUCCAAGCCUGGUUCCUUUUAUGCAUUGAAUGGAUUCCCAAACUGUCAUCUAACCAGUGUUGUGGUGAACUUCUUUCUGGCCAAGACAUCAAAGAUACUAAGUGUUGGAUUCGACCCUCAAUUAGCAAGGGUAGCUCACCCAGAGUUUUUCAUUGAUGGACUUGGAAGACUGCUUGUGGGGUCGUGCAGUGAUGUCAUCAUUAGCCAUCAGACAACGAUGAGUCCAUCAAAUAAUACGCUGAAAGCAAUUGAACAAAAAUAUGCAAAAUACCGAAGACGGGCUCAAUGGGAAACAGAUCUGAAGCAUCGUCUACAUUAUUUCAAAAACCACUUAAAAUGUUAUAGCAAGAUUUAAUGUCUUUGGUUGAAUACAAUCUCAGGUUUCCUAUACUGCUAACUCUACCUCACUCAACCCCACCGGUUGAGAGACUACUUUUUGGCAUCUAUUCCAGGAUGAACAGAAAUUUUUGGCAAUUAAAGUUAUAUUUAUUCUUUCAUGGAAUGUUGGCUUCACUGGUUACCUAUCCCUAAUUACUAUUAAGAAGGUGGUGAGCUGACUCCUAGAACCACUAUAGUCCAUCUGCUUAACAUCAGCAAGAUAAUGCUAUUUUCCUUCAUUCCUGACAUAAGCACCAUCCCCUAGCCACCAAUUCUAUCAUUCCUCCCUUUUCCCCCUCAGUCACUGCUCCAACAAACUGCUCAUAAAUGCGGUGCCCUAUUUGAACAUAGCUCAGAUUCUAACCUCAUGCCCUGUCAAUCACCAACAUUACCUAUUUCCACACUUUCCCUUUCAUCACCUGUUGAAACCCUCAUUCAUACUUUCAGCUUUGACUGUCCAAAUAUUCUUCAGACUGACUUCCCAUCUUCCAGCUUCCUUAAACUUGAGCUUAUCCAAAAUUCUGUUGGCUGUAUUCUAAUACACACCAAGUCCUGUUUAUCCCUCAGCCCUAUACCCACUAGCCUACAUUGGCUCUUGGUGCACUAAUUCCCUAAUACUAAAAUUCACAUCAUUGUUUUUAAAAUUCCUCUGUGGCCUCACCCCUUCCUAUUUCUGUAACCUCCUCCACCUCACCAACCCUCCAAGAAUCCUCCAACUCUGCCCUUUUGUGCAUCUGCCAACAGUUUUUUUGCUUUACACUGUCAGGUGUACCUUCGACAUUCCGAUCGCUAAAUUCUGAUGUUCUCUUCCUAAAUUGCUUCUCUUAUUUAAAAUCUAGACACCUUCUCUGGUAUCCUCUUGUUUAACUUGGAGUCGCAUUUUGUUUUGUAAGGUUCAUAAAAAGUCUAUCAGGGCAUUUUAUUGUGUUGGCUGCUAUAAAAACAAAAAUUGUUGUUGAUAUCUGAUUAUACUUCGUUGGGGCACUUUGUGAUACGGUAUUUUCAUAUGAUAAAGAUGUGAUUUUGUGGUUGUGUUUAAUUGUCUUUGCACUUCAUUUAUGACUUGACAAAGCAGAAUGUAUAUAACAACACAGGUAGAGCCCUUUAUCUUUUUCCAAUAUUCAAUGUACCCUCAGGAUCCACUAGACCUCGCCACAGACCCAGAAAAUCACCCCAUAAAUCCAUGGCAUCAAAAGUUAAAUCACGUGCGUAACUCAACUGGCAAUUACUCAUGGAUGAACCCAAAUUAGAAAAGCAAGCAAGUUAUUUUCUUCCAAAGCAGAGCAGUUCAGCCAAUCUGAAUAAUUUUUGACCGAAUGUUCACACAUUUCCGAUCAAAGAUUCAAUGUAGUUUACUAAUGAAAAUUCUUGAUAAUAUUUCCUUUGCCUAAAAAGAAUAUGUUUCAGUGGUUUCACACAACUACUGCAUACGAUUAAAUAGAUGUCACAAGUAAAAUAGAGAUAUUGGCAUCUUUGCCGUGAUAAGUAAGAACUAAAUCACUCAGUGCUUUCUAAUUUAAGCAAUUGUCAGCUCACUUAUAAAGACUUCUGAAACUCUAAAUCCUUGAAUAGAUAUUGAGAAAAGUGCAUGUUAAGAUUCUGGCUGAACAUCUCAUAUAUAGCUAGAUCACAAUGGCAGAUGUGGCACCUUUUUCUAGUUGGUACUUGGAGGAUGAUUCUAGAGUGAGAACCAGAAAGAAUCCUGGUUAAAAGAUUCAAUUUCAGACUUUCUCUUCACUUUGUCAGGAAAUCAAUGAAUGCUGCGCAAUUAUUUUCUUCGGAUCAAGUAAUAAUUUUACAAUGACCUAUUAUUUGAUGUUAUAUGUAAUGGGGUAUUGCUUAAAAUAAUAUUUGUAUCAAGCUAUCCUGAUUCUUUUUUUUAAAGUUGAGGUUCUGUUGAAGAGAAAAUUUGCACCAUAGAAAAUUACAAUGAUGAAAAAUUCCUCCUGUAAAUGAAGGCUUCCGUAAUAAAUGCAAAUAUGUGUUGA